AGAUUAAUAAUUAAUCGUGUCACCUAAGUGCCCCCACCCCGCACUAAUCCAGGGAAUAAACCCUUUCAUCUGCUGUGUUGAUCACUCUUCGCCAGGCCAACCACCCUAUAAAACCCGGGUCGCUGGGUGUCGACCUCCCCCCGCCACCGGUCGCAGCUCAAACCACCUCCCCCAGAGAGAGACAGGCCCGAGGCCGCUCGCCGGCGACAUGGCCGUGUACAUCCGCCUCAACGACGCCGUCCGCGCGCGCCUCCGCGGGGAUGCCGGUGCGGGAUGCACGAGCAGCGGCAGCGACCACGACGCGUCCGCGUGCCUCUCCGGCCUUGUCCAGGCGUUUCUUGAGACGGACGCCGGCGGCGGCGAGGAGGGAGCCGGGCCGGCGCCCAAGGGUGCGGGAGAGUACGACUCCGAUGACGCGAAUGGCCUCGAGCGGGCGGGGGCCGCCGAGGAGUCCGUGCGGGCGCUGCUUGACCCGCCGCCGGCGGAGGACAUGUUCCGGAUCAGGCUGGUCGCAGCCGUGGCGGCCGCGAUGGAGGCGGAGGCGGCGCUGCGGGCGCACGGGGCGGCCUUACGCCGCGCCGUGAUGCGGCGGCUGCGCGCCGCGGGGUACGACGCCGGCGUGUGCAAGUCGAGGUGGGAGGCGUCCGGCGGCAUCACGGCCGGGACGUACGAGUACGUCGACGUGGUCACGCCGGCGGCGAGGGGGGCGAGGAGCAGGUACAUUGUGGACGCCGACUUCCGGGCGGGACUGGAGGUGGCCCGCGCGACGGCCGAGUACGCGGCCAUCGUGGCCGCGGUGCCGGCGGCGCCGGUGGUCGCGCGGGAGGAGUCCAUCGGGCGCGCGGUUCGCGUGGCGGCAGACGCGGCGCGGCGGUCGUUCCGUGCCCACGGCCUGCACGUGCCGCCGUGGCGCAAGACCCGGUACAUGCUCGCCAAGUGGCUCGGGCCCUACAAGCGGUCGACCAUCACCUCGCCGGUGGCCGACGGGGCAAUGCCGAUGCCCGGCGCCGCCGGGUUGGAUAUCAAGUGCCGCGCCGUCGGGUUCUUUACGCCUCCGGCCACCGUACCGGCAGCGAGGAUUAAGUAGCUUCACGCUCUUCUCCGGGGAGAUCACUGAAAGAUGUUUCUUGUAGAGAGAUUAGUGGGAGAGUUUCAUUUCGACUUUGAGUUUCUCUCAAACUUGUACAGAGGUUUUUUGUUCGAGAUUAUCAAGAGCAAAUUGUUUUUGCACAUCGUUUUUUUUUAAGAAGUGAUAUGAGAAAUCAUUAUGUACUCAA
Phragmites australis (common reed) is the source of this 1277-nucleotide messenger RNA. RefSeq lists its product as uncharacterized. The record is from RefSeq and is a predicted model, not a curated record. The transcript has a single exon. Lineage: Eukaryota; Viridiplantae; Streptophyta; Magnoliopsida; Poales; Poaceae. The coding region runs from base 209 to 1087 and encodes 292 amino acids.